Molecule: messenger RNA, 2886 nt
Organism: Trachymyrmex cornetzi
Lineage: Eukaryota; Metazoa; Arthropoda; Insecta; Hymenoptera; Formicidae
Exons: 9
Coding region: 69-1949 (626 amino acids)
Source: RefSeq, a predicted model, not a curated record
GGUAACAGCGUGUGGCGGGGAUGACCGCUAAUUAUCAAUGACGCGAUGACGCGGACGCCGUACUACAAAUGGCGGGUAAUGAAACAGCUGUUCACGCUACCGUCAGCUCGACAUCUAGCGGAGCGCGGGCGCGAUCCGGCACGCGUCGGCGACGACGUCGACGUUGGAUACGGUACGACGAGGAAGAUCGUAGACGAGGUGUUAGAAGAAGGGCUAGGACGCCGGUGCCCGCUGGUGACCUCUCGAAGAGGAACAUGGCUGCUGGUUGCUGUGGCGCGAAGAAGCAAAGGCUGGGCGGUGGCGGCGGCGCGGCGCCGAGCCUGUCGCCGUGCGACGGUACCGCCAUACGACACGGUACUCCUCAAUCAAGGAAACCCGCGACGAUCGCCCAACCAGAGAUGGGCUUUUUUUGCUUCGACGUGCUCUAUUGCCAGUUGCACCAGCUGGACCCGCCGAAGGCGCCUAACUUCAGCAAUGAAGCGUUCCCUUUAUUUGUGACGUGGACAAUAGGAAAAGAUAUGAGAUUACGAGGUUGUAUUGGUACUUUUAAUGCGAUGCACUUACAUGCUGGGCUACGCGAGUACGCUACAACUAGCGCAUUCAAAGACUCUCGAUUCAAUCCCAUAACUCGAGACGAGCUACCGCGCUUGCAUGUAAGCGUGUCAAUUUUGCGGCAUUUUGAAGACGGGGUUGACUACUUAGAUUGGGAAGUGGGUGUGCACGGAAUUCGCAUAGAAUUCCACAAUGAGAAGGGUAAUAAACGGACGGCUACUUACCUGCCCAGCGUAGCUAUGGAGCAAGGAUGGGACCAGAUUCAAACGAUAGAUUCUCUGCUACAUAAAGGUGGCUUCAAAGGCCUAGUCACACCCGAUAUCCGUCGUAGCCUGAAACUGACUCGCUAUCAAAGCGAGGAGGUCACCGUGAGCUAUCAGGAUUACAUGACGCAUUAUAACAACACUCAUAUGGUCAAUUCGCCUCAUCUGCAAAACGAUAGUGCUCGAUACAAUUCUUUCGUGUCUGGCCAACAGUGUUUACAGAUUAUCACGCAACCGAAUCGCUCGACGUUCAUACAUCCAUUACCCUUACCUCCGAUUACUCCAGUUAUGAUACCGAUACGUAACAAUCCUCCCAUUUGGUGGGAUAAUGCGGGUCCGUCCUAUCCGUCUGCGCCGCUUUAUCCUCGACCACCGCAUCGCUUCUUAACGCAGAAUGUUACGGAGCGUGGGGUACGUAAACGAAAAAACGGUAAAAUGGCUGCUGGUUGUUGCGGUACGAAAAAGCAGAAGCUCAACAACAAUUCCGCGGGCGUACCGUGCAAUGGCACAGCGGUGCUGUCGAACGGCACGCGUAUACGUAAUACGCCGAUCGUGCAGCCCGAGAUGGGUUUCUACUGCUUCGACGUCCUCUACUGCCAACUGCACCAACUUGACCCACCAAAACCGCCCAACUUCAGCAACGAAGCAUUUCCCCUGUUUGUAACAUGGACUAUUGGAAAGGAUAUGCGACUACGUGGCUGUAUUGGUACAUUCAAUGCCAUGCACUUACAUGCAGGACUUAGGGAAUAUGCUACUACUAGUGCUUUCAAGGAUUCGCGGUUUAAUCCUAUAACACGAGAGGAACUUCCACGCUUACAUGUAAGCGUUUCUAUACUGCGGCAUUUUGAAGACGGCGUGGAUUACUUAGAUUGGGAAAUAGGAGUCCAUGGGAUUCGCAUAGAGUUCCAUAAUGAAAAAGGCAACAAAAGAACUGCUACUUACUUACCUGAUGUUGCGACUGAACAAGGUUGGGACCAGAUACAAACUAUAGACUCGCUAUUACAUAAGGGUGGUUACAAGGGCUUAGUUACACCAGAUAUUAGACGCAGUGUAAAACUGACGCGAUACCAGAGCGAGAAGAUUACUGUAAGCUAUCAAGACUACAUGACACAUUGGCAUAACCGGCGAUGCUAGCAGCUGGCUUGGGGUCCUAUCCAGGGGCCCCUACCUUGCCAAACACCCGGCACAUUUUGUUACAAAAAUAUUUCAGAUACAGUUAAUGCAUCUUACUCACAAUACAGUACCACUCAAUAUAACUCUUUCAUGGCCAAUCAACAGCAUACGUUAGUUAUGGUUCAGCCGAAUCACCCCACAUUUAUACACACACUUCCGCUGCCACCAAUUCCUCCGGUUGUGGUACCUAUGCAAAACUAUCCGCCAUUCUGAUGAAAUUAUGCAUACCGCAUCCUUCAGUACGCUAUAUCGUUAUUCCUAACAAACUUUUGUAAUGCAAAGGAAUGAAUUAAAUGUUUAAGAGAAUACAACUGAAGGCGGCUGUUAUGUAUCGUCUGUUACUUGAAUUGAUUAUACAUUUUGAUUGUUUACUGUAGCAUUUAUUGUCUCUUUUUGUUUCAUUAUUAGUUAUUCUUAUGCGAUUUAUUCGUCUGUGAAAAGAAAUGCGAAAAUAUAAUCUUCAGUAUGGUGGCAAUGUUCUUCCAAAAUAUUUGUUGUAAGCAUAAAUAAUAUUGUCGGCAUAGAAACAUUUGUAUAUGGUAGAUUCUUGUUCUCGUAUUGUACAAUUUUAUGAUUGUUAAAUUUGAACUGAAAACGAAAAUCUAUUUGCGAGCAACAAUGUAAGUUCAGUUUGCUGUCGAAUAUAUGACUAGCCAUUGAUCGUUAUAAUGUAAAUACUAUACAAUUGUAGCUUUGCCAAUAUGCCAUCAUGCUAGAACAUUAGAUACUUAUAUUAGUAUUUGUGACGAGUAACAAAAAAUUUCCGAAUACAUAAUACUAUUUAUAAUUAAUUGUCACUAUAUUAGUCCAUUCAUUCUAUAAUGCACAAAUUCAUUAUAGUCGCCUGUCUACAUUACAGAUUUAAAUCAUCAGCAAAAAACUUGUGAGUACAAUAAAA